Molecule: messenger RNA, 3271 nt
Organism: Thamnophis elegans (Western terrestrial garter snake)
Lineage: Eukaryota; Metazoa; Chordata; Lepidosauria; Squamata; Natricidae
Gene: PTPRR
Product: protein tyrosine phosphatase receptor type R
Biological process (GO): protein dephosphorylation
Molecular function (GO): protein tyrosine phosphatase activity
Source: RefSeq, a predicted model, not a curated record
UUGAGCAGAAGCCAAGCCUGGCAUCGCUGGCGGCCAGCGGGAGCUGGGGCGAUGCUCUCCCAAGGCACCAUGUGGAGGACAUGGGCAGCUUCCCUUCUCUUCCUCUGGCUUCAUCUCCAGGCGGCAGGAUGUUUUUCAGGAGACAAUGGACACUUUUUGGCAGUUCAUCAGAGGAAGAAUUGGAAGCCAAUGUUCAUUUAUCAUCGCACACAAAGUAUUGAGAAAAGUUUGGAUACCAGUGAUCAGAAGUAUUAUGGAAAAAAUUACUUGCCUUCCCAUGUAAAAAUAGGCAAGUUGCACCCUGCAAUCAUAGUUAAAUCAGCAUUCUCCAGACCGGUUGACCCAAGUCUAAUCCUAGCUAUGACGGGGGAGCACCAGGAAGUGGAAAACCUGCCAAUCCCAACAGCUAAUGUGAUCACUAUGACUCUGCAAAUGGAUGUAAACAAGUUGAAUAUCACAUUGCUUCGGAUUUUCCGCCAAGGAGUGGCUGCUGCUUUAGGACUCUUGCCGCAGCAAGUACAUAUCAACCGACUGAUUGGCAAGAGGAACUGUGUUGAACUCUUCAUAUCUCCAGUUAGUAGUAAAGGAGUUUCUGAUACUAUCCCAUCCAAAGAAGUGCUACGAUCUCUUAAUAUCAAUGUCCUACGCCAAGGAUUAACUCAGUUUGGAAUUACAGAGAUAUCCCCAGAGUCAAAGAAAAAUGUUUUGCAAGGCAAACAUGAGUCGGAUAAACUCUGGAGUAAAGAAGGAUUUUAUGCUGUCAUAAUCUUUCUCAGCAUCUUUGUUGUUAUUGUGACAUGUCUGAUGGUUUUAUACCGAGUGAAAGAAAAAAUACAAUUUUCUGUGAGACAGGAUAAGAACAAAAAACAGGAAAUACACCUUUCUUCAGUCCCUCUACAAAGAACUCCAUCUGAAUAUAAGACAGCAAACAGAAUGGUCCAACCUGAACAGACCCAUAAAGUACUAAAUGUUGUAGUUGAUCCCCAUGGACAAUGUACCACUGAGAUCAAGCCUCCACUUUCUGCCAAUCCAUCACCUUUCAAAAUGAAACCAGUGGGGCUACAAGAAAGACGAGGAUCCAAUGUCUCACUCACCUUAGAUAUGAGCAUCUUAGGAUGUGCCGAACCUUUAAUAGCUGUGCCAACUCCAAGGGAAAAAGUAGCACUGGAGUAUCUACAGUCAGCUAGCAGAAUUUUGACCAAAGACCAAUUAAAAGAUGUAGUUGCAAGUUCUCAUUUACUUCAGACAGAAUUCAUGGAAAUUCCCAUGAAUUUUGUCAAUCCUAAAGAAAUAGACAUUCCUAGUUAUGGAACCAAAAAUCGUUAUAAAACCAUUCUUCCAAAUCCUGUAAGCAGGGUAUAUUUGAAACCAAGGAAUCCAGGGGAUGCUUUGAGCACCUACAUAAAUGCUAACUACAUCAGAGGUUAUGCUGGCAAGGAGAAGUCUUUCAUUGCAACUCAGGGUCCUAUGAUUAAUACUGUGAAUGAUUUCUGGUUGAUGGUAUGGCAAGAAGACAGUCCUGUUAUUGUUAUGAUCACAAAGCUGAAGGAGAAAAAUGAGAAAUGUGUGCUGUAUUGGCCAGAGAAGAGAGGAAUAUAUGGAAAAGUGGAAGUACUUGUUGACAAUGUGCAGGAAUGUGAGAAUUACACUAUCCGCAAUCUAACAUUAAAGCAAGGGAACCAGUCGAGGAAUGUCAAACAUUACUGGUACACUUCCUGGCCAGAUCACAAAACUCCAGUCAGUGCUCAACCUCUUCUACAACUCAUGUUGGAUGUAGAAGAGGACAAGAAGGCUUCAACUGGUAGAGGUCCUAUAAUUGUUCAUUGCAGCGCUGGAAUAGGAAGAACAGGGUGUUUCAUUGCUACUGCAAUUGGUUGCCAUCAGCUCAGGGAAGAAGGAGCUGUUGACGCAUUGAGUAUUGUCUGCCAACUGCGUUUGGACAGAGGUGGAAUGGUCCAAACAAGUGAACAGUAUGAAUUUGUUCAUCAUGCGUUGAAUCUGUAUGAAAGCAGGCUCUCUGCUGAAGCCGUCCAAUGAAGUCAAGAUGGAAAAAGUAAACAGGUCACUCUUUUUGGAGGUAAUUUAUUUCAUUACCUUCCAGCAACUUCUUCAAGGAGUUGUCAGCUGUAGAAGGAGAAGCAGAGCAUUCAACCUGUCAAAGGAAUGUGGAUCAUUUUUUUAAAAAAAGCAUUGAAGAUUGAUGGACUCUUGCAUUGAAUGUAUUGUGAGUUCCUGACACAGUUUUAAUGAAGGUUAAUAUGCUGAUGUUACAUUGAAUUUUUCACACAUAUACACACAUGUACACAUGUGUGUGUGUGCAUAUAUUAAGGAAGAUUUAUUUCUGUAUUAAUAGAAUAUGAAACACUGAAUGUAUGUAUGUAUGUAUAACAACUGGAUGUGAGAAAUUUCACGGAAGAAAUUUGUAUACAUGCUUCAAUGUUUGCAACGUCUGUCUUGUGAAUAGCCAGUCAGAUGUUCAAUUGUACCUGUUAAGUACUACUCCCUAUUAUGUAGUAAACUUAAUUUGGAGCUCCUUCGAUUCUUGGUGGUAAAAUCCGCAAGGGGGUGGUUUUGAGUACUAAUAUCCACAGCAUCAUACAAAGGAAAAAUAAAUAAAUUUGUGGGUUUUUAAAUGAAUAAAAAUCAAUAACUAUUUUAUAUGAUGACCCUAGUAAAUACUCAUAACUAUUUACUGCAAAUAGUGAAUAAUGUAAAACAUUGUGGAACACAAGGACCAUUUCCUGUGCAAAACCUAUCAGAAAAGAUGAAGUUUUUUUUUAAAAAAGGGAUGCAUUUUAGUGAAGAUCGCUGGGUUCUUUUGAACUUCUAAUUUCAAUGCAGCUAGGUCAAGAGAAAUCCCUAAUAAAUUGCAUCCAAUGUCAUUUUGCAAUAGUUUUGCAUUUAUUCAAUACCAUCUACUGUGUUAAAAACUUUUUUGCUCCAGGACAGAAUUCUGUGCAUGUGUAACUCAUUCAAGUUUUACAAAUAAACAGAAAAGGAUCUUUGUAACAUAUAUUUAUAUAGUAAAUUUUUAAAUAUUUCUUUGCAAUUUCUUUUUAACUUUAAAAAAGCUGUAUCCACAUGCGAGGUUGGAUGCCUGGAGAAACAAAAUCUUGAAAGCUUUGUUAAACAUAAGGCUUCUUUAUUUUUUUUCCCUUGCCUAUUUGUUACAGGAAAAAAGAGCUGGCAUUUCACCUUCAACAAACUCAAGGGUUUUCAGCACACAAUUUAUUCAUAGGUUUCUAAAGCAAAUGAUGUUACCUUUGCUUCA